Messenger RNA from Cuscuta campestris, 3659 nucleotides. Lineage: Eukaryota; Viridiplantae; Streptophyta; Magnoliopsida; Solanales; Convolvulaceae. The record is from the annotation of a GenBank genome assembly.
CGCCUUUUUUCAACUGGAUUCAAAAUCCCCCCUCCGGCCCCAGCCAUAGCUCUCUAACGGAUACUUCUCUCGUCUCUCUCUCUUUCUCCGGCCAGUUCGCCGCCGUCAUUCUCCCCUCCGCUCUCUCCGUCGCCCGCAAUGAAGCCGAUAAUGCAUACUAGGAGCGCUAUCUUGAGGGAGAAUCACGAGGCCUUGGCGGCAUCUCCGAACCCUAGCUCUGUCAAGCAAUUGCCGAAAUGGUCCACGCCGCCGCUACCGAAUUCCAGUAGCAGGAAACCGAGAUCGUCCAAGGAGAAUGCUCCGCCGCCUUCUCCAGAUCCGUACGCAUCACCUUCGGCCGGGGCUAAACUUAAGAGUCCGCUUCCUCCUCGGCCGCCUAACUCCAAUCCCCUGAAGCGGAAGCUUAUUGUGGAUUCGGCUGGGUCUGAGUCUUCCGUUCCUGGCUCUUCUGACUCUGGAGUCAAAGUUAUAGUUAGAAUGAGGCCACCAACUAAAGAUGAGGACGCGGGAGACAUGACAGUUCAGAAAACUUCUAGCAACUCUCUUUUGAUGUCUGGACAAAUUUUUACAUUUGACUCUGUGGUAGAUACUCAAUCGACACAGCUUGAUAUAUUCCAGCUUGUGGGAGAACCACUUGUCGAAAAUUGCCUAGCUGGGUUUAACAGCUCCGUCUUUGCUUAUGGACAAACUGGGAGUGGAAAGACAUAUACAAUAUGGGGACCAGCCAACGCCCUGUUGGAGGAUAACCUAUCAAGUGAUCAACAAGGCUUGACACCACGUGUUUUCCAGCACCUUUUUACAAGAAUUGAACAGGAGCAAAUUAAGCACGCUGACAAAGAGCUUAAGUACCAGUGCCGCUGCUCUUUUCUUGAGAUUUACAAUGAACAAAUCACUGAUUUGUUGGAUCCAAACCCAAGAAACCUACAGAUUCGAGAAGAUGUGAAAACAGGUGUUUAUGUUGAAAAUCUUACGGAGGAAUGUGUUUCUACUACGAAGGAUGUGAAACAUCUUUUGUUAAAGGGAUUAUCAAACAGGAGGACUGGAGCAACAAGUAUAAAUGCUGAGAGUUCCCGUUCACAUAGUGUAUUUACAUGUGUGGUUGAAUCACGAUGCAAGAGCAAGGCGGAUGGAUUAUGCAGCCGGAAGACAAGCAGAAUAAAUCUUGUUGAUCUUGCUGGAUCUGAACGUCAAAAGCUUACUGGUGCAGCUGGAGAGAGAUUGAAGGAAGCAGGGAACAUCAAUCGAUCUCUUUCACAACUUGGGAACUUAAUAAACAUUCUUGCGGAAGUUUCACAAACAGGGAAGCCAAGGCACAUUCCCUAUAGAGAUUCCAAGUUGACAUUUUUAUUACAGGAAUCACUAGGCGGGAAUGCAAAACUGGCAAUGAUCUGUGCCAUUUCUCCGGCACAAAGCUGUAAGAAUGAGACUUUUAGUACCCUGAGAUUUGCCCAGCGUGCAAAGGCAAUUAAGAAUAAGGCAGUUGUCAAUGAAGAAAUGCAGGAUGAUGUUAAUUUCUUGAGAGAUGUUAUACGGCAACUUAAGGAUGAACUAGUUCAAAUGAAGGCAAAUCAAAGAGAUCAAAAUGGUAACUAUUCUACUGGAUGGAAUGCCCGGAGAAGCCUAAACCUUUUGAAAUUCAGCCUUAAUAGAUCAGCAGCAUUACCUUUUUUAGAUGAUGAUGGUGAUACACUGAUGGAAAUUGUUGAAGAAUCUGAAAGACGGGAUCUUGAGCUCAAUAAAGGAAAUGUUGAAACAGGGAAUGCAGCUCCUGAAGAAAUAUCUCAUGAAGAAAUAGAUACAGAAAAAACUCCUGAGAAGUCUCCAAAUUGUUUGAACGAUGAUUCAGCUUUGCCUAAUCUCAGUAUAGUUCCAUGUGAUGUUCUAUCUCCAACACCAAGUGUUUCACCGAGGGUUAACACUGGCAGUAGGAAGAGUCUUAAGACAACAUCAAUGCUGACUGUCUCCGAAAAGAAUCUCAUAGAAAAUGAGUUGGAUGCCCCACAUGCUCCCUUAGUAAAGCCCUCAAGCAGCACUUGCUUGAAUUAUCAGUCCAAACAAAGUAGAAAUUGUUUCAAGACAACAGAGCAUUUGGCUGCAAGUCUUCAUCGUGGCCUUGAGAUCAUUGGCGAUCAUCAUCAGAGUGCAUCUUUGAGAAAGUCCUCAUUUAGAUUCUCUUACAAGCCUGCUGAACUUAGAGCAAUAUUACCCAUUGCUAAAGUUGAUUUGGUACCUUUUGAUGGGUCACAGUCCAGUGACAAAUUCAAGGUUCACGUUCCUAAAGCAGUGGAGAAGGUUUUGGCAGGAGCUAUACGGAGAGAGAUGGCACUGGAAGAUAUGUGUUCCAAGCAAAGCUCGGAAAUUAGGCAACUAAAUCGCUUGAUUCAGCAGUACAAGCAUGAGCGAGAAUGCAAUGCGGUAAUUAGUCAAACACGUGAAGAUAAGAUUGCACGCCUGGAGAGCUUGAUGGAUGGGAUCCUAACAACUGAGGAUUUUGUAGAAGAUGAAGUGCUGUCCCUAACCCAUGAGAACAAGAUUCUGAAAGAGAAAUAUGAAAACCAUCCUGAACUGUUAAGCUCAAAAAUAGAACUUAGUCGUGUUCAAGAUGAGCUGGAACGGUAUCACAACUUCUUUGAUUUGGGUGAGCGAGAAGUUCUAAUGGAGGAGAUUCAGGAUUUGAGAAGCCAACUUCAGUUUUACGUGGACUCUUCAUCUAAGACGACAAAAAAACAAAGUCCAGUGUUGCAAUUAACAUAUCCAUGUGAGCAAAGUGUGGGUACAACACCCAUUUCUGGCAGUCCAGAACUAUUGGUAGAGGAAACUGCUGAGCAUAAACUUGAAAGGGAAAGAUUGCAAUGGAGUGAGACAGAGAGUAAGUGGAUCAGUCUCGUGGAAGAAUUGAAGUCAGAACUUGAAGCAAGCAGAAAACUUGCUCUUAAACAAAAGACUGAACUAGAAAUGGAGAAGAAGUGUUCAGAAGAGCUGAAAGAAGCAAUGGAGAUGGCAAUGCAGGGUCAUGCAAGAAUGCUUGAACAAUAUGCCGACCUGGAAGAAAAACAUAUACAGUUGCUCUCUAGGCACAGGAAGAUUCAAGAUGGGAUAGAAGAUGUGAAGAAAGCAGCUGCCAAGGCAGGGGUAAGGGGUGCGGAAUCUAGAUUCAUAAAUGCUCUUGCUGCAGAAAUCUCAGCACUUAAAGUUGAAAGAGAAAAGGAGAGGCGUUUUUUCAGAGACGAAAACAAAGGACUUCAGUCUCAACUAAGGGAUACUGCUGAAGCUGUCGAGGCUGCUGGUGAACUGCUUGUCCGGCUUAGAGAAGCUGAAGAGGCCGUUGGAGCUGCUGAGAAGCGGGCCACGGGCGCCGAACAAGAAGCAAGCAAGGCAUACAAACAGAUUGAAAAAAUGAAGAAAAAACACAAGCACGAAAUCAACAAUCUGAAACAAUUGCUUGAAGAAUCUACUCCCACUAGACUGCACAAACAAGGAGAAACUGUCCACGAUUCAAAAGAGGCAACGUCACAGAACGACACUGCGGUGGAUCAACGGUGGAAGGAGGAGUUCGAGUCGUUCUAUCAAACGGAGGAGGAGCUCUCUAAGUUACACCCCUCUUCCUGGUUCACUGGCUAUGAUCGAUGCAACAUUUAAUAGGACUUGAAACAAAAAAA